Cladocopium goreaui is the source of this 1258-nucleotide messenger RNA. The record is from the annotation of a GenBank genome assembly. NCBI's taxonomy places the organism in Eukaryota, Dinophyceae, Suessiales, Symbiodiniaceae.
UUCGCCGGGCGCCGGCCGGGCGCCAUGGGCGCAGGGCGGUCGGCGGCGGGACCCCCGGCGGGCUUCUUUGCUCAGGGCCUGCCGGAGGCAUUGGACUGGAGGACAUUGAUGAAGGUGGUCUUCCAGCCCAGUCAUGAGGCUGUGUUAAUGUUCACCUCCGAGCGCGAGCGCGCGGGCAGCUCCAUCCCACGGCCGCGGAAAGUGGUGCUGACGCUGAGGAGCUGUGACGAGGCACCCCUACCAGCUGAUAGUUUGGGACAUGUGGGUGUUGUAUCGCAAAAAGGCAACAAAAUGCAGCCCAAUCAGGAUUGCGCCUUUUACUUUCACUUUACAGAUAGUGAUGGUUCCAAGAUUUGGUGCGCCUGCGUCAUGGACGGCCAUGGCCCGUUGGGGCAUGAGAUGUCCACUCUGGCGAUGCAGUGGCUACCACUCCUGGUCUUGCGGGAGCCACUGAUGGCGUCAGAGCCUGGGAAGAUCGUCCCCAAAAAUCCUCAAAGCGUCUUCGAUGCGAUUUCCGCGGCGUUUCAGAAGAUGGGCACGUUGAUGCAGAAGGCAUCGUUGAUUGGCUGGGGUCCCCGCGGUUACAGCGGUGCGACUUGCACACUGGCGCUUUGUGCCCGCGGGCUGUUGCACACAGCCAACAUUGGGGACUCAAGGAUGAUCCUUGGCACUUAUUCCACUGGGGAUGAGGCCAUUGAACAUCGAAUCCUCACCCGAGACCACAAGCCCGAAGAUCCGGACGAGCGCUUGCGCAUCGAAGCGCAGGGUGGGAUUGUGGCGCGGCAACGCGUGUAUCUGGAUGAAUGGCCCUAUGUUGGCCUCAACAUGUCCCGUUCCCUCGGGGACUCCAAGCUCCAUGCGGUGGGCGUCUCGGACGUGCCGGACGUCACCAGCAUCUUCUUGGGCGAGGGCGGCGAGGGCGGCGAGGGCGGCGAGGCGUCCCCGCAGUUCCUCGUGGUAGCUUCAGAUGGAGUGUGGGACUAUACCUCUGCCAAAGAUGCCGCCACAGUGGUGGGGCGACACUUGCAGAUGGGCAAAGGCGCAAAAGUCGCAGCAGAAACCCUGGUGCUUCUGGCGCAAGAAUCCUGGGAAGCCGAGUCCCCCGACCUGGAUGACAUCACCGCCAUCGUCGUGCAGAUUGGAAGCAGGUGCCAGUGUCCAGAAGUACAAGGCUGAUACCAGCCAUCCAGCUGAUGGAACCUGUACAGUGGCCGCAGCAUAAAACAGGGGGUCCGCAAGGGUGCCUUUCUGAUGGCAG